AUGGAACUUGAUCUCCGUGCUCAAUGGCGUCUGAGAAACGAUAUACUCGCCAUCGCAUCAGGUCGCACGCCAUCCAGCGUCAUUGAUAGUCUACCAACUUGUGUCUUUGCAAUCUGGCAAGGCGGCUCAUGUGUCACGCCGAAGCUGGAGGCAUUGCCUGUCGCGGGCAAGGGCAAGGGCAAAAAUCGAGCAGGUCCUGAGAGCGAUCGUCUCCGUCUAGAAGCCCUUGCAGCAGCAGCUUCGAGAGAGCCUCGUUGUCCCAUCUGCCUGGACGAGUACGAAGCCGACACGAUGCUCAUGAGCGCGCCUUGCAACCACGCUUUCCACAAAGGUGCGUCUGUCGAGUCCACAGCUUGCAACAAUUGAUUGCUGUUGCUGACAAGCUUCAGUCAUCUGAAAUCGCAUCCAACAGACUGCCUUAAGACCUGGUUGUCUACGCGUCGCACGUGCCCCAUGUGCCGCUAUGAUGUGGGAGCAUAUGGCAGCCGCAACAUUGUAGGCCGACCCGGACAGAGCGAAGCUCAAGACGCAGCAAUCGCUGCAGCCUCGCUUCUACCAGAGCCCAAUCAGUGA
This is a messenger RNA of Ceraceosorus bombacis, 573 nucleotides long. Lineage: Eukaryota; Fungi; Basidiomycota; Exobasidiomycetes; Ceraceosorales; Ceraceosoraceae. The record is from the annotation of a GenBank genome assembly.